Molecule: messenger RNA, 410 nt
Organism: Perognathus longimembris pacificus (Pacific pocket mouse)
Lineage: Eukaryota; Metazoa; Chordata; Mammalia; Rodentia; Heteromyidae
Product: cAMP-regulated phosphoprotein 19-like
Exons: 1
Coding region: 53-391 (112 amino acids)
Cellular component (GO): cytoplasm
Molecular function (GO): protein phosphatase inhibitor activity
Source: RefSeq, a predicted model, not a curated record
AAGUGCUCAGACGUCGCCAAGUGGAGGAGCGGAGUUAAGUCGAGGGAGCAUCAUGUCCGCGGAAGUCCCUGAGGCGGCCUUGGCAGAGGAGCAGAAGGAAAUGGAAGAUAAAGUGACUAGUCCAGAGAAAGCUGAAGAAACAAAGUUAAAAUCAAGAUAUCCUCACCUGGGACAAAAGCCUGGCGGCUCAGAUUUUUUAAGGAAACGAUUACAGAAAGGGCAAAAAUAUUUUGAUCCUGGAGAUUACAACAUGGCUAAAGCAAAGAUGAAGAACAAGCAACUGCCCACUGCAGCUCCAGAUAAGACAGAGGUCACUGGGGACCACAUACCCACUCCACAGGACCUUCCUCAGCGGAAACCAUCCCUCGUUGCUAGCAAGCUGGCUGGCUGAUUAAAAGAGCUGAACUGCA